ACAUACACAUACACACACUCUCAGUGUUUCAGCCAGUAGCGCUCCACUACUGUAUGCCACAGCAGCAGCCAGCCAGCGAGUGAGCGAGAGAGAGAGCGAGAGAGCGAGCGAGAGAGGAGCCCGGAGGAGGGGAAAAAAAGUGUGGACUGGACGUGAAGAAGGGAAGGAAAGAAGGGAAAGGAAGGAAAGAAGGAAGGAAGGAAGGAAGGAAAGAAGGAGGAAGGAGGGGGGAAAGAGAAAGACAGAAAGGUGUGUGAGGAACGGGAAGCGAGGGAGAGGACCCGCGGGCGGCUCUUCCGAGGCAGCCGGAUCGGAUCUGCUCCGUUAGAAGAGGUGUUUGAGUGGCGUGUGCUGUUGGAUCUCUCGUGACCCGCCGGUGGCGCUAUCACUUUGAGAAAAUGGCCUCGCUUUGAACAUCUCUACCUACUGUGGAUGCUCCGAACCAAACCAAACCAAACCAAACCCCGCUACAGGGCUUCAUAGCUUUGACAAGCCCGGGAAAUACCUGGAAUUCUAGGGCUGCAUCAUUGGAAGCCCUUCGCCAAAGGGACUUCCUUUUAGUGCCCAGGCACUGGAUCUGAAAGCUUUAUCUUCUUAUACUUCAGUCUUAUUCUGAAUUCUGAACAUACCAAAAUAAUAAAAAUAAAAAAACAAACACGAAAGCUUUAACCAGAGGAGACGUGAUAGCCUCGGCUGGCCUUCUUUACCAAAAAAAAAAAACACCCAAACACCCACCGACCAAACAACCAACCAACCAACUGCCACCGCGAGGGUUGUGACCUUUUCCGGCGCCUGGCUUCAAACGGACACUUGAAACGAGGGACACGGUCAGAGAGGGGCUUCCGAGCGGCGGCGAAUCGAACCAGCCGAACCAAAAACCACAUCAGGCCUGGAUGCGAUGAACGCCUCAUGUAGGCAUCAGCAUGGACAGCUGUGAGUCUCCCGUGGUUUCUGGGACAGACGAUGGGCUCAGCUCCUCCACCACCCCCCAGCAGCAGCAGCAGCACCCUCCUCAACCCUGGAACGAUCACCCUAGUGCACAGGUCACUCCCUGCAACCAGUCCACUUCCCUGGAGCCCUUGUCUCUCUCUCUACCCUACUCCCAGCUCCAGAACCCCAGCACGGCCCAUGAGGCCGUGAGAGAGCAGCAGCAGAAGAAACAGCAGCAGCAGCAAACACGGAACCCACAACAGGCUCCCAACGACAGCUCUGCCAGCGGCCAACUGCCCCUCAGAAGAGAGGAAUUGGAGGAAGAGGAGCAGGAGGCAGUGAGCUGCGGAGAGGACGACGAAGAUUUGGAGGACUUGGACGAGAUGGAGAUUGACAGCUGUUUCCCAUCUCUGCAGCCCUUCCCAGGUAUGCCCAUGGCUACAGUCGGAGGGGGCAUGCCCACUCUCCUGCGGCAGCAGCCCACUCGGCGGAGGGAUGCCACAGAGAGCGCAAGUGAAGAAGGAGAGGAAGAGGAGGAGGAAGAGAGCAGCGACGUGGAGAACCUAGCUGGGGAGAUAGUCUACCAGCCCGAUGGCUCGGCCUACAUUGUGGAAAGCCUCAGCCAGCUGAUCCAAAGUGAUGGGGGCAUGGCCUCUGGCCUGCUUUCGUCAAAUUCUCUCCCUGGUGGGGGUAAGCCAGGGGAACCUUCCGGCACCUCCUCGUCGGUGUACCCUCAGAUCAUCAACACGUUCCACAUAGCCUCAUCUUUUGGGAAGUGGUUCGGCCCCUCAGACCAAGGUUUCCCCAAUACCUCAACCCCGGCAGGCCUCAGUCCUGUCCUGCACAGUUUCCGCGUCUUCGAUGUGCGGCACAAAAGCAACAAGGAUUAUCUGAACAGCGACGGGUCUGCCAAGAAGUCUUGUGUAUCCAAAGAUGUUCCCAACAAUGUGGAUUUCUCCAAAUUCGAUGGGCUCGCCCUUUACGGUAAAGGCAAGCCCAUCCUCAUGUGUUUUCUCUGCAAACUGUCCUUUGGUUAUGCUCGCUCCUUUGCCACUCAUGCCGUCCACGACCAUCGCAUGACCCUGUGUGAGGACGAGCGUCGGCUUUUGGGCCACAAGCACGCGUCAGCCAUCAUCCAGGGCAUCGGCAAGGACAAAGAGCCACUCAUUAGCUUUCUGGAACCAAAAAACAAAAGCUCUCCCCCACCACCCACCUUAGUGCCCAUGAACUCAGGCCAGAGCUUCUAUGGCACAUUUAGUGGAGUCCAUUUAGAUGGGGGGAGCAGUAGUGGAGGAAGUGAAGGCCUCCUCAACAAAGACUCUGAUUCGGGUCUCCAGCAGCAAGCCCUCCUUGCCCUAGGAGGCCUUGGAAGUCCCAAGACACCUUCUCUUACCUCAACCCCAGGCCCUGCCAAAGACUCCAGCACUCUGUCCAAAGCACAGGGAGGGAGAACAGAGGGGCCUAGGGGGAAAGAGGGGACUCGUAGAGGGCAGGAUAGGGACAUGGAGGCCCGUGCAAGCAAAGCCCUCCUUCACGGCGAAGAUAUGGCCUCGGAGGAAGAGGAGGAACUUCUUUUAGAAGAAGAGGAGGAUGAGGUGGAGGACGAAGGCACUGCGGUGGCCUGUGGCGGCAGUAGUAGUAGCAGCAGCGGCGGACAAGUGGGUGAACCGGCUGUCUCAAACCAAAGCAUUUCCAAAUCUCCUUUAUUAAUGCCUAGUAGCGCUCUCCAGCCUUCUGCCUGUCCUUCUGCAGCCAGCCCCACGCUGAACAGCAAAGCCCCGACUUCCAUGUCCUCUUCCUCCAUCAGGGGGUCAGAAGAGGGGAUGGCUGCAGAUGGUGGGGGGAGGACUUCGGAGCUCCCUCUGAGCUUUAACUGCCAGGGGCCCACUGUCCCCAUGGCGAUGGCGGCAGCUGCCAGCAGAGGGGGUGAGGAGGACGGGGCAGGGACUUCCUCUCCUCUUGCCUCCAAUGCCGCCGCUGACGAAAGUGCCAAUCGAGAUAGUGCCACAGCUCCUGAACCAAAUGAAUGCCCAGCAGAGGGGGAUGAGGACAGCAGUACCCUCCUGCACCACCACCACCUCCACCAUCAUCACCACCACCCGCACCCUUCUCCUCACUCCCACCCCCACUCCCACCACACGGGGCCCUGCGACUUGUCCGGGGUGGGCGAGUGCACGCAGAACCACGGUGCCGGGGCCAGUGGAGGCAGUGGGGUCGAGUGCCCCAAGUGCGACACCGUCUUAGGCUCGUCGCGUUCCCUGGGCGGCCACAUGACCAUGAUGCAUUCGCGGAACUCAUGUAAGACGCUCAAGUGUCCCAAGUGCAACUGGCACUACAAGUACCAGCAGACCCUGGAAGCUCACAUGAAGGAGAAGCACCCGGAUUCUGGGAGCUCCUGUGUGUACUGCAGUAGCGGACAGAGCCACCCGCGCCUGGCCCGUGGUGAGAGCUACACCUGUGGCUACAAGCCCUUCCGCUGCGAGGUCUGCAACUACUCCACGACCACCAAGGGCAACCUGAGCAUCCACAUGCAGUCGGACAAGCAUCUCAACAACAUGCAGACGUUGCAGAACGGAGGCUCCAUUCCAACGGCCAGCGAGCAGGUGUUUGGGCACGCACCCGGCAGUGUGGUGGCUGUACCAUCGGCCACUCAGGCUAGCAGUCACCAUCCGAGCCACCACCACCAUCCAGCCCAAUCCUCCACCCACAUGGCUGGGCCCUGUGGUGCCCCCUCCCCCACCAAGCCCAAGAGCAAGCCCACUUGGCGCUGUGAGGUGUGUGACUACGAGACCAAUGUGGCCCGCAACCUGCGAAUCCACAUGACCAGUGAGAAACACAUGCACAACAUGAUGCUUCUCCAGCAAAACGUAACCCAGAUGCAACAUGGCCGUCUGGGUCUGGGGGCCAUGCCCUCACCCUCUGAAGCAGAGCUUUACCAGUACUACCUGACUCAGAACAUGAGCCUUCCUCCUGGGCUAAAGAUAGAUCCUUCUGGAACCGAUGCCCAGUUCCUGCUUGGAGGAUUCCACCUGGACCCCAAUAUGGCUGCCUUGGCCCCAGCACUAGUAGGCGGAGACAUCCCCAUGGAUGUGCGUCUCGGCGGAGGCCAACUGGUGUCUGAAGAACUCAUGACCCUGGGCGAGAGUCUUUCCCAGACCAGUGACCCUUCGCUCAAGCUCUUCCAGUGUGCCGUGUGCAACCGCUUCACAACCGACAACUUGGAUGUGCUGGGCCUGCACAUGGGCGCCGAGCGCACGCUACCCGAGGACGAGUGGAAGGCGGUGGUGGGCGACUCUCACCAGUGCAAGCUGUGCCGCUACACCACACAGCUGAAGGCCAACUUCCAGCUGCACUGCAAGACCGACAAGCACGUGCAGAAGUACCAGCUGGUGGCCCACAUCAAGGAGGGCGGGAAGGGUAACGAGUGGCGCCUCAAGUGUGUGGCCAUCGGCAACCCCGUGCACCUGAAGUGCAACGCCUGCGACUACUACACCAACAGCCUGGAGAAGCUGCGCAUGCACACGGUCAACUCGCGGCACGAGGCCAGCCUCAAGCUCUACAAGCACUUGCAGCAGCAUGAGAGUGCGGUAGAGGGGGAGGCGUGCUACUAUCACUGCGUGCUGUGCAACUACUCCACCAAGGCCAAGCUGAACCUGAUUCAGCACGUGCGCUCCAUGAAGCACCAGCGCAGCGAGAGCCUGCGCAAGCUGCAGCGUCUGCAGAAGGGCCUGCCUGAGGAGGAGGAGGACCUGAGCGCCAUCUUCACCAUCCGCAAGUGUCCCUCCGGCGACACAGGAGAGCUGAGUGAGGAUGUGGAGGCUGCCAGCGAGACCACCACAGACCAGGAGGACCAAACCAAAGACAGAGAGAGUGGGGGGGAGAAGGAGCUUACCAAAGGCGCAGCUGCAGCAGCCAGCCAGUCCGAGAGGGAUCAGACGGAGUCACCGAUCCCCUCCAAGAGGCCUUCCUCAAGGUCCGGGGCUUCAGAGAGCCCCCUCUCUUCCAAACGUCAGAGGACGUCCGAGAAGAGUGCUGGAGAGCAGAUGUACCAGUGCCCUUACUGUAAGUUCACGAACACAGAUCUGAACCGGCUGAGGAUGCACGUUAUGACCCAGCACUCUGUGCAGCCCAUGCUGCGGUGCCCACUGUGCCAGGACAUGCUCAACAACAAGAUCCACCUGCAGUUCCACCUCACGCACCUGCACAGCGUGGCCCCGGACUGCGUCGACAAGCUAAUAGCCACUGUGGCAGCUUCUGAGGCGUUGCCAGCAAGCAUGUUCAUACCAGUCCCUGGACCGGAGAGAGAGUCUCAUAAUACAUCUGUGCCCAACUCAACCUCCGAAGACACAAAGAAACAAAUGGUUACAGAGACUACAGACAUUGAGCCUGAAAAAGGAAUUUCGAUGACUACGGACAUAAUUGAAGCUCGCAAGUCACCUCUUGAAGAUCAGCAGCCUGCUAGAGAAGACCCUACUGGAUUCCUAUGCUGGAAAAAGGGCUGCAACCAAGUAUUCAAAUCGUCCAACGCCCUACAGAUGCACUUCAACGAGGUCCACAACAAAAGGCCGCAGCUGCCAGUCUCGGAUCGUCACGUCUACAAGUACCGCUGCAACCAGUGCAGUCUAGCGUUCAAGACGAUAGAGAAGCUGCAGCUGCAUUCCCAGUAUCACGUUAUCCGAGCGGCCACCAUGUGUUGCCUGUGCCAGCGGAGUUUCAGGACCCUGCAGGCCUUGAAGAAACAUCUGGAGACUAGUCACCUUGAACUGAGUGAAGCUGACAUUCAGCAGCUCUACGGAGGAUUGCUAAUGAAUGGAGACCUGAUGGUUAUGGGUGACCCGUCACUCGGAGAAGACCAAGGAGGUCUGCUUGAGGAUGAGAAAGAAGGAGAGGAAAGUGAUCCUGAGGAAAAACAGAGCCCAACAGGCAGUGACUCGGGAUCCUUGCAAGAGGAUUCUGGAUCAGAGCCCAAGCGAGCACUGCCAUUUAGAAAAGGCCCCAAUUUCACCAUGGAGAAGUUCUUGGAUCCUUCUCGCCCUUUCAAGUGCACAGUCUGCAAAGAGUCUUUUACCCAGAAGAACAUUCUUCUGGUGCAUUAUAAUUCUGUAUCGCACUUGCACAAGGUCAAGCGUGCUCUGCAGGAAUCCACCACAGGUCAGCCAGAGCCAACCAGCAGCCCCGAUAACAAGCCCUUCAAGUGCAGCACUUGCAAUGUCGCCUACAGCCAGAGCUCCACGCUGGAGAUCCACAUGCGCUCCGUCCUCCACCAGACCAAAGCCAGGGCGGCCAAGCUUGAAGCAGCCGGCGGCAGCUCCAGCUCAGUCAGCAGUGGCAGCGCAAGUGGAGGCACAUCCAACAGCACUUCUACCCCGAGCCCCGUCCCACCCACCAACUCGACAACCAGCUCCAGCAACAACAGCUGUUCCCCAGCAAGCGUUCAGACAGCGCACAGCAUCUCGGGAGGAAACCACCUGAGCCAGUCUCACAGUCUUGAGAGCAUGUCUAAUUCAGCCUGUCAUCCUUCUCCCUCCGAGAACCAGGAGGCAAAGAAAAAGAAAUUUGCUGACAUGCUGUCCUCAAGAGGCCACCAGCAGCAGCUCCAACAACAGCAGCAGCUGGCUCAGGCUCAAGCACAAGCCCAGGCCCAGCUCCAGCAGGAGCUCCAGCAGCAAGCUGCCCUACUUCAGUCCCAGCUCUUCAACCCCCUACUACAGCACUUCCCAAUGACAACAGAUGCUCUUCUACCACUUCAGCAGCAGCAGCUGCUGUUUCCUUUCUAUAUUCCCGGGGCUGAAUUUCAACUGAAUGCGGAAAUGAACCUGAACAGUUCUGCGCUGAACUUAAGUGGCUCUGCUGCAUCGCUGUUGGAGGAACAGAAGAACCAGGCCCAGCAGGCCCAACAGAGCUGCCUACAGCAGCAGCUGAUGCACCACCACCUUCAGCAACAGCACCAAGCUCAUUCCCACUCCCAGGCCUCGAGCCAAAUGGCUUUACUUCAGCAGAGUGCGUCUCUUGCACACUCAGUAGAGAAAAAACCAAAGGCGAUUGUUCCUCAUACUGAGAAGGACAGAGAGCUGCCAAAGGAUAAAGACAUGAAUGACAAAGCCGAGGAUCACGUUCCAAAGGAUAUCUCAGACAAUUCAAAGUCCAAAGAGAAGAAAGAUGUUCCACAAGCUAAUGUAGCUAAUGUGAAUCAGGACCCUGGAUUCCCUCCACCACGAAUCGCAUCAGAUGCUCGUGGUAAUGCCACCAAAGUGCUAUUGGAGAAUUUUGGAUUUGAAUUGGUGAUUCAGUACAACGAGAACAAACAGAAAGCUCAGAAAAAGCCCGGAGCUGUUCCUGGAUCAACCGCUCCAGGUGGCAUCACUAGAGUCGUUGACCCCGUUGAGGGACUGGAGAAACUGGAGUGCGAGGCCUGUGGUAAACUCUUCUCCAACAUUUUGAUUCUGAAGAGUCACCAGGAGCACAUCCAUCAGGCCUUCUUCCCAUUUAGAUCGCUAGAAAGAUUUGCCAAGGAGUACAGAGAACAGUAUGACAAGCUGUACCCGCUAAGACCACCAACACCUGAGGCUGCUCCUCCCCCACCACCCCCUCCUCCCCCACCACCACCACCGCCUCCACCUCCACAGAGAGCACCAACCCCAAAUAUACCCGUCUCUACACCUGCGCUCACUCCUCCCACUGUUUCAACUCCACAAGGUCCACCUCCAGGCCCACUUCCCCAAAUUCCAAUGGCGAUGGAUCUUCCUCUGUUCUCUCCACUCAUGAUGCAGCCUAUGUCUCUCCAAUCGCUACCGUCUCAAAUCCCUGCUCAGCUGCCAUCUGUUGAACCUGGUUUGGCCACUGAUCUUGCGCAGCUGUAUCAGCAGCAGCUGACGCCAGCGAUGCUGCAGCAACAGAAUAAGAGGCCUCGUACUCGUAUCACAGACGACCAGCUGAGAGUUCUGCGACAGUACUUUGACAUCAACAAUUCACCAAAUGAGGAGCAAAUAAAGGAAAUGGCAGACAAGUCAGGAUUGCCACAGAAAGUCAUCAAGCACUGGUUUCGCAACACUCUUUUCAAAGAGCGUCAACGCAACAAAGACUCGCCCUAUAACUUUAACAAUCCACCUAUUACCACCUUGGAGGAUGUCAAAAUUGAUUCCAAGCCACCGUCCCCUGAACCCCUUAAACAUGAGUCCUGUGGCAGUAAGAGGUCCUCAAGAACUAGGUUCACAGACUACCAGCUGAGAGUACUGCAAGACUUCUUUGAUGCCAAUGCUUACCCUAAAGAUGAUGAGUUUGAGCAGCUAUCUAAUCUUCUGAGCCUACCCACUCGAGUCAUUGUUGUAUGGUUUCAGAAUGCCAGACAAAAAGCUCGUAAAAAUUACGAGAACCAGGGAGAAGGAGUGAAAGACGGCGAGCGACGUGAGCUGUCCAAUGACCGAUACAUUCGCACUACCAACUUAAACUAUCAGUGCAAAAAGUGCAGCCUGGUCUUCCAGCGCAUAUUCGACCUCAUUAAACAUCAAAAGAAGCUUUGUUACAAAGAUGAGGAUGAAGAAGGACAAUAUGACAGUCAAAAUGAAGACUCUCUAGAUCUCUCCCAUGAAUACUACACUCCUUCUGGGUCAUCAGGUCACACACCAAUGCCAUCCUCUUCAAGUCUCUGUCCUCUUCCACCAUCAUCUUCUUCGUCGUUCUCUCACAUGACAUCUUCCGAGAAGGUCGAAGCCGCCCCCGCGAGCACAUCGAACACCUUUGAUGAAAAGUCCAAAAACUCUGCAGAAACAUCCCUGGCUCAAAGAGAGCAGGCCACAGUGAAACAGGAAAGCAGCAGUCACCGGCCUGAGACUCCACAGCAGAGACCACCACGAGAGGAAAAGGUUCACGCAGCACCAAAGAACACAAAACUUUCUUCACCUUCCCUCUCUCAGCAGCAACAGCACACUAGUGCUUCAGCCUCAGUUUCUCACGCCAGCCAGACUGCCUCCCAAAGUUCUCUCAUGGCUCUCAGUUCUCAUUUAGCUUCUGCUUCGCAGCAGCAGCUGGCCCAGCAGAUGAUUCCCUACCAGUGUGAGCAGUGCAAGCUUGCCUUUCCCUCUUUUGAGCAUUGGCAAGAACACCAGCAGCUUCACUUCCUGAGUGUUCAGAACCAAUUUAUUCACCCCCAGUUCUUGGAUCGCUCAAUGGACAUGCCUUUCAUGUUAUUUGACCCUAGCAAUCCUCUGCUUGCUAGCCAGCUACUGGCUGGAGCUUUGCCACAAAUACCAAGCAGCUCUGCCACUUCUCCGUCAACACCUACAUCGACCAUGAACUCCCUAAAGAGGAAGCUGGAGGAGAAAGCAGGCACAAGUCCUGGUGAAAAUGACAGCACUAAUAGUGGGGAAGAGCCACAAAGAGACAAACGUCUUAGAACCACUAUUACUCCUGAGCAACUUGAGAUCCUGUACCAGAAAUAUUUACUAGACUCCAAUCCCACCCGAAAAAUGCUCGACCACAUUGCUCACGAGGUCGGGCUCAAAAAACGAGUGGUGCAAGUGUGGUUCCAAAACACCAGGGCCAGGGAAAGAAAAGGGCAAUUUCGGGCCGUUGGGCCAGCUCAAGCACAUCGGCGCUGCCCCUUCUGUCGUGCCCUUUUCAAGGCUAAAACUGCUCUAGAAGCCCAUAUUCGUUCACGGCACUGGCAUGAGGCAAAGCGUGCUGGGUACAACCUAACACUUGCUGGUUUAGUAUCCGACCAGGAGGGCAUGCACUUGAAAAUGGACCCUCAGGAUCUUGCUGUCUACUCCCAUAUGGCUGCUUCUAACAACGAUGCCCAGUGCUCAUCCUUGUCACCUGUUAGUAAAACCAUGGAUUUGUCUCCAAGGGCACUUUUAAGUCCAACAUCUAUCAAAGUUGAGGGAAUGGAGGAGUUUGAAAGCCCAACCAUGUCUUCAGUGAACAUGAGUUUUGACCAGAACAAGCUUGAUAAUGAUGACUGUUCGUCUGUGAACACUGCGAUCACUGAUACCACCACAGGUGAUGAGGCUAAUGUCGACAAUGACAGCGCUGAUGCAAAGCACGGCCACAACAGCGGAGAUUACUUGUCCAAGUCUGGUGGAACAAUACCGCUCUCAUCUCUCGAAAAUGAUGACCAGAUGUCUUCAGGACUUGUGAGCCCUGCGACAAGUUACUACGCGAAAGACUUUGAAAAUGAAAAUAUGGUGGAUUACAGUGAGACGUCUAGUUUGGCUGACCCUUGCUCACCAAGCCCUGGGGCAUCUGGAAGUAGAAGCAUUGACAGUGGUGACAGACCUGGUCAGAAGCGCUUCCGAACCCAAAUGACUAACCUCCAGCUGAAAGUGCUCAAGUCCUGCUUCAGCGAUUACAGAACUCCUACCAUGUUGGAGUGUGAGGUACUCGGCAAUGACAUCGGACUUCCGAAAAGAGUUGUCCAAGUCUGGUUCCAGAAUGCUCGUGCUAAGGAAAAGAAGGCUAAGCUCAGCAUGGCUAAACACUUUGGCAUCAACCAGACCUCUUAUGAGGGACCUAAGACGGAGUGCACUUUGUGUGGAGUUAAAUACAGUGCACGCCUCUCGGUGCGGGACCACAUCUUCUCCCAGCAACACAUAUCCAAGGUAAAGGAUACUAUUGGGAGCCAGCUUGACAAAGAGAAGGAGUAUUUUGACCCAGCCACUGUUCGUCAGCUCAUGGCCCAGCAAGAGAUGGAUCGCAUCAAGAAGGCCAAUGAGGUCCUGGGACUGGCACAACAACAAGCCAUGCAGCAACAAGGGAUGUUUGACAGUCCUGCCUUGCAAGCCCUGAAUCUGCAGUCAGCCUAUUCAAAUCUGCAAGGAAUACCCCCUGUCCUCUUGCCUGGUGUUGGAAGCCCUUCCCUUCCGGGCUUUAACUCUUCGAAUUCAGCUUUAACCCCUCCGAAACCUCCAAACAUUCUGAACAUGCCUGGUGCCAGUGUACCUUCACCCAGUCUCCCCACAUCUGGUUUACCCAACAAGAUCCCCUCCUCUUCCUCCUUGGCUUCACCCAGCCCAGCUCAGGCCAGCACUUCUGUUGCCCACUCAAGUACUACUACCACAUCCACAUCAAACUCCCUGACCACCCAACCAGGCCCACGGGCUGAUCCUCCCAAAGAGCGUGACACUGAAAGGGUCAGGGAGAAAGAGUCCAAGUCAAAGGAGAAGGCAGAGAAGUCCUCAGCAUCGAUGUCGACCGGAGGAACUCCUGCUCCCUCCACUUCUGCUGCCAGUGCCAAGAAAGAAAAACCAGACACAGCAGUUCCAGCCACCUCCAUGCCAACUCCUGGUAUGGAGUACGUGGUCGAUCCGGCUCAGCUCCAAGCUCUGCAGGCUGCUUUAGCAUCCGAUCCAACCGCUCUGCUUACCAGCCAGUUCCUGCCCUAUUUUAUGCCAGGCUUUUCUCCAUAUUACGCCCCCCAGAUUCCUGGCGCUCUCCAAGGUGGAUACCUUCAGCCUAUGUACGGUAUGGAAAGUCUUUUCCCCUACAACCCAGCUUUAUCACAGGCCCUAAUGGGGCUGUCACCAGGAUCCCUGCUCCAGCAUUACCAGCAAUAUCAGCAGAGCCUGCAGGAGGCACUUCAGCAGCAGCAGCGGCAGCUUCAGCAAAUCCAGCAACCCAAAUCGAGCCAAACUCAAGCCCCUUCUCAGCCCUCGGUGGACCGUAAAGAUUCUGCCAAAGAUUCCGCAAAGACAGAGGAGCAGAAAGGCACUCCCCCAGUCGAUACCUCUUCUUCUCACAAUAACCUAGCCCCUGAGCAGCACGAAGUGGAUGGUAAAGGUGCAGACCCCCUUCUCGACCAAUUCAUUGUCCCCAAAGUUCAGUACCGGCUGGCGUGCCGCAAAUGUCAAGCUGUUUUCAGCAAGGAGGAAGCAGCCAUCAGCCACCUCAAGUCAAUCUGCUUUUUCGGUCAGUCUGUGGCAAACCUGCAAGAGAUGUUGCUUCGGGUCCCCGGCGGUGGCGGUUCAGCCGAGGGCGGCCUCUACGACUGCCUGGCCUGUAACACCACCCUGGACGGGGACAAAGCACUCAGUCAACACCUGGAUUCAGCCUUGCACAAACACAGAACAAUCACACGAUCAGCCAGAAAUGCCAAAGAGCACGCUACUAGUUUAUUACCUCACUCUUCAGCCUGCUUCCCCGAUCCUAACACCGCAUCUACCUCGCAGUCUGUCACUCACCCAAACAACACCCUAUCUCCCCCACCGACAACGUCGAACACCACGCCGUCCUCAUCCGUGUCUGCAUCUUCAUGCUCCUCCUCCUCCUCUGCUGCCCUCCUGAACACCACAGCUGCCAGCAAACCCUGGCCCCAGGCCCCUUUCUCUAGAGCUUUAGCUGGGAAGCCCAAUGCCACUCCUUCUACAUCGUCUUCUUUUCCUCCAGUAUCCUCACCUUCAACGGUUACCUCAAGUUCAUUGAGCACCUCAGGGGUUCAGACCUCGAUACCAACAGACGUCUUUACCGACGAAUCUGACUCUGAUAGCAGUCAGAAGUCAGCGGACAGGCUGGGCAGGUCGGCGGAGGAGCCACAGCAGCCCGGCUGUCUCAAAGACAGCGAUAGUUGUAGUAGUAAUAUGGCUAGUGUAGGAACAGACUCCAUCAGAUUGUAAAAGAGCUUUCGGUGAUGGACAAUAUUUAAAACACACAAAAGACAAAAAAAAAACAAAUAAAACACAGAAGUAAAAAAAGCAGCAAUGUUUAAAAUAUGUUUAAAAGUAUACAAACCAAUUUCAGAAAAGAUGUGUAAAGACUAACUGCAAUUCCAAAGCUUGUAACCAAAAAUUUAAAUGUUAAUGGAUUGUUUUCCCAUAUCAACAUGCUGGUUUUAAUUAAUAACUAAUUUAUUUCCACUCCUCUUUAUAUAUAUAUAUAUAUAUAUAUAUAUAUAUAUAUAUAUAUAUAUAUAUAUAUAUGAGGCACUUGGCUAUCGCUCUAGGGGAAUGCUGUGUUGCAAUUAAUGGACUGCCUCAAGUCAAAUAGCCCCGGAACCAACCUGUCCAUACCAUACAAAGAACACGGAGAGAGCAAGCAGACAACAAGAAGAUAACAAGCUGUCCCUUUCUGCUUGUUACUGUUGUUUGCAUAAGUAUUUUCACCUAAAAUAGUACAGUUACACAAACAAAGCCAGUAUGUACUGUAUGGGAGAAUAGUCUUACAGUUUUCUUGCUGUCUAAGCAUUCAAAUACCAAUGGCUUGCUAAAGAAAAAAAAAGAAUAAUGUAAUGUCUAUUUUAUUCUCAGGUCAACAGCUCACAACCUUUUUUAUGUUACGAAAAUCAUUAUUUUACUCAUUUUGUUCCUUAAAAAAUGGUAAACGUUUCUGUUUUUGUAUUACUUUUAACUGACAAAGUAUUUGGAAGUGAAACUAACUUAAAGACAUAGCUUUCUGGGCAUUCAAAUGGGUAGCUGAACUGCUGGUUGUAAACCUUUUCAAUUUUUUGUCAAUUCUUUCAACAAAAUGGGAGGAUACCUACAAUCCCACUGUACCCAGACACGAAGAGCAUUGCAGACUUGUUGGUGAGGGAUUAAAAAAAGAUAUUAUUUUUGUUGUUUUCCGUUUUGUUUUUUUUUUAUUUUGUUUUUAAAGGAAAAGAACUUUCUGUAUUUAUGAUAGAUAUAAACAUUUUUGGUGUUUAGUAGAUUGUUGCAUUGGAAAUGAAUUUAAACAGUAUGGUAGACUGAAAAAUCUUUGUGUACAUUUAGCUUUUGUAUCGUCCAACCUUAAGGCGCUUCAUUUGAUGUUGUCUUGGUCAUUCCAAUAGACUAGAUUAAGGAGCAGGAACUGAUCUAUACUUUAUUUCUGUCCAAUCAAUCCACAGCUUCUCGGAUUGAUUACGUUCACCCAACUGCCACCGACAGACUUGGCAGAGGUCCCUUCGUUUCGGGAGGGCCUUCUCUCCUUUGCUAGUUGGUGCAGCGCUGACCAAAAGAGAAAAAUAUCGAUAGAGAUCUGGGGGUGUUUUUUUUUUUCUUUUCUUUUCUUUUCAAAAACGGUGAUUAAUAUUCACUUAUAUUUCUGUUACGUUCUCGUGCACUUACAAUUGUCUGACUUUCUUUAUCCCUUUUUCUGUGUCUUUCUGUGCGUUUAUCCCUCCUUCGUUCCUUUGUGUUUUCUCGUUCCCCCCCCCCCCCCCCUCCUCCUUCGCUGUAUUUGUAGAUUUGGAGAGUUUUCUCCUUUUAGCACUACAAAGCAGACGUUGUGUGUUUCAUGCAGUGUGGCUGUGUGGCUGCAGUCUGUUAUAAUGGGCUUUAUUGUGUGUUUUUCCCUUUUUUUUUCCCUCUUUUUCCUCUUGUUUCGUUCGUUGUCAUAGAUGAAAAUGAAAAGAAUAAUAAUAAUAAUUCACGCUUUAAAACGAAAAGAAAAUCCAAAGACUAAACACUUUCACCAUUGGUGCAUAAAGAUGAGAAAAGAGGCUUCUUUAUACUUGAGAAUUUGUUGCUGUUUUUAAGGAAAGAAAAAACAAAGUUUUAGAAUAAAAGGAGUACGCAUCAGAGCUGCCGUCCUCGCCUCUUUGCAGGCGGACCGGCGGCUUUUUUACGUAGAAAAAUACCAAGAAUACCAAAAACCAAAAAAGGACCCUUGUCCUUGCAUUGUGGAGUAGCACCAUUACAGAGCCAUUGCAGUUUGUAAGAUAGAAGUUGAGAAUCUCUUUGUUUUAACUCUUCGGUCACACGAGAUCCAUUACAUUUUUUCAUUUCUUUUCUUUUUGUUCAGAGAAAAUGUAUAAGGUCUGGUCUUUGAGGACAUACGUUUUGCUGCUAAUGUAGAUGAUUUUUUGAGAAGAAGAAGAAAAACCUAGAUGCAUGCUCAUUUCGCUUUUUUGGCUAAGCUUUAAUGAAAGAAAAGAAACAACCAAUAAACCAUCUCCCUGCCUCUGCGACAUCGUUUUAUUUACUCUUCCUUGUUGCAAAAACGGAACUCUGAAGACUGUGAAUAUAUGUUCCAAAGGACAUUUUGGCAUUUUUUUUAAUUCCGUUUUUUUUUUCUUUAUGUUUUUUUGAGCAGACCAACAUCAAAAGCCAAUGAUCUAUCUGUUAUUUUGUUUGUUAGGAACAGACAGAAGAGCAUUCCAAAUAGCACACCUGAGUUUCCUGAGAUUUCUGAUUUCUUACGCAAGGACAGAUUCUUUUCCGUAUUUUUUUUCUGUAUUCUUAAAUUCUCAUUUCUGUAAGGUGACUGUAAGGUGUCAUGUAAUUCUGCCAUCCCAUUAAAUCUUCUCAUUCUGAAGCGUACAGUGCAGGGUUCAGUGCAGUCGAGUUCAAGUCCCUGCGUUGUCCGUUUUUUUUUUUUUUUCGUUUUCUGUCCGUAUUUUCUAUAUUUUUUGUUUUCUUUUUUUUCUCCUCACUUGAAGAAACAGAUCAUCAUGUAAUAGUGGUUACCAAAAAUGUACAUAUUGUAACACAUCUGGUACUUACACGUCUCACUGAUCUUGCUGGUCACUGGUGUCAUCACGCCUCUCCCAUCUAUAACGAGUCUCAGAAGGAAAUAUAAGGCUGUUUCUUUUGCGCGAAACGUGCAAAAAACGUCUGGAGCGGCGGCCUCCCCUCUUGGAUUUAAAAAGAAAAAAAUGAUGAAAAAAUAAUAAAAAAUCACAAAAAUAUAAGCACGUAGGGACUUGCCCCAGGUUUCUGCAGGGUGUAAAGCCAUUUUCAUGCACGAUACUGUUCUAUUACAGGUUUCCAAGGGACAUCUUCAUUCCAAAGCAUCAUAUACGGAAUAAGACUGGAAGAAAACAGUUCGCUCUUUCCGUUUUUCUUUUUCCUUCUUCUUUCUUCUUUUCUCCUGAAGGUGUCCCUUCGGUGUUUCGGAUGGUGAAUAAGGUGUGUGUUUGUUUCUGCCUUUAUGUCCAAAGUGGUCACUCACUCCAAUGAUUGGUUGGGAAUGGUGAAUGAUUGGUUCUGUUUUAAUCGAAUUGUGCCCCACCUAAUCUUUUAAUCUUUUUAGUUUAGUUUAUUUUAAUAUCCUCACCAAAACUACAGAAUAUAUAUUUAAAUUUGUGAAUAACUGCGUAUUUUUCUCUUUUAUUUUUUAUUUUUUGGCCACAGAUGUAUAGCAAGUGUAUUUUGGCCAACACGAUACAUUGCUCAAUCUCGGAAGUGUGUUUUUUAAAGAAAAAAAAAGUGUUACGUCUUGCAGAGCAAUGUGAUCUGGUGUUAAUUAAUGAAUAACUUGCGCAUGCUGUUGAAAAUUAGGUCGAUCUGGUCUGCAAGCUUUCCCACUCACUCUCCUCUCCUCAAUCCUGUUCACACUAAAAAAAAAUAUUGUUCAUAAUUAUUUUUUGAGAAAAGUUACGAUGUAUAGUUUAUUUUUUUUCCAAUGCUCUUGCUUUGACUUUCAGUUCAGACAAUGUCAGACAUUUAUUAUUAUUUUUCCUAUAACUAUUUGUAUUUUAUUUUAAUGUAUAUUAAAUGUUCCUCAUAUACGUAAAUUAACGUUUUAACACCAGCUUUAAAUUUGGAGUCAAUCUUUGUUUGUUUGUUUGUUCAUUCGUUUGUUCGUUUAAUUGUUUAAUUUUCCUGUUCUUACUCUAUAAGACCUGGCCACUUUACGGUGUUUAUCUUUCUUUUUUUGACACUGUUCUUUGAUCUCUUGCUUCCAAAAAAAAAAAUUCAAUCUCUUUUUUUUCUAUUAUUAUUAUAAAUAUUAAUUUUCUGUCUUACGGGCUCUGGCGAGGGGCCAAGUUUGAGGUACUCCUCGCAUGAUUAUUAUUAUUAUAAUUAUUAUUAUUAUCAUCAUCAUCAUCAUCAUCAUCAUCACCAGAAUCACCAUCACCAUCGACUGAACAUCGACUCUGCCAGAAUGGACUGUGUGUGUGUGUGUGUGUGUGUGUGUGUUUGUUUCCUAAGAGCCUUUUAAGACUUUUGUUUCUUUAUUUUAUUUUUUUUCUUCAAUCAUAUUUUUUCAUCAUGUUUCCCACUUUUUAACACAUUUCACACCAAACCGUUGAGUUGAACUGCGUCUUCAGCUGGAUCUUCAGUGCGACGAUGAGGAGGGCGAAAGUUUGGGAACGUUACAAUAAUAAUUAAGUCAUGUGGAUACUGAAUCACUGAGCAGUUUGAUCGUUACUUUUUUUUUUUUUAAAUAUUGUUAUUAUUAAUGUUACUUUCAUUAAAUAUAUGAAUGUGGCCAAAGCAUAAUGCAGUUGGACAAAAAAAAAAAAAAGAAAAGAAAAAAAAAAGGAGAAUUUCAGUUGGUGCCCCUGAUGAUGAGUGUAUAUUUAUUGUGGCACAAACACAAACACGACACACGACUGAGAUACAUCGACUCUCGUUUGGGAUACUUGAUUUUUUUUUUUGUGGACAUUUUGCAAAGAGAGAAAGAAGGCAGGUUUUGCUGUAGAGGUCAUCCUUUUUGCCCACUGUGAAAAAAAAAAAACAUGUAUACAGAUAUAGAUAUAUUUAAAGAAGACAUCGAUUUUUUUCGCUUUUGAUUUUGUUCUAAAUGACAAAGAAGGAAAAACAAAGAGAACUGAACUCUGGGAAGCGUUGGAGAUGCCAGUGAAAGGUCUGAGAAGGCUGUUGUUGGCACACCAAAUCUGGGCAUGGGAGCCAAAGGCAGGGACAAGGCUCGCCUCUGACAUCACGUCAUUAUUUAAUUACUGACUAUUACUAUUUGCCUAUGGGAAUAGACUCUGCAACUAGUGGACGUACGAGGAAUUACGCAGUGGACACCGAGAGGAAUAAUCUGGGUUUCGCUGAACUUCGGUGGCUGGAUCGGCCACGUUUUCCCUCUUCUCUCUCUCUCUCUCUUUCUCUCUUUCUCUUUUUCUCUCCUCUCUCUCGCUUUCCGCAUCUACGCUGAUGGACAUUUUCCACAAACUCCUGAACGGGAGGGGACAGUACCACAUGCCUCUUUUUUCUCCCGGUUCAUGGUGUUGCUACCUGUUUUCAUUUCUUCUUGCUCGUCUCACUGAUGGAGGGAGGGACGGACGGACAGACAGAUGCACGGACGGACAUUCGCAACCGGCAUCGCACGGCGUUGGCCUGCCGUGACACGCAGCCGGCCGAUCUCAUCGACCCAUCUCUAAAAAGGACUUACUGUCGGAGGGGGAGGGGCUUUCCGGGCUGUCGCGCCCGAGGAAGCGGUUCUACACGAAAAAAAGCAACGCAACCAAAAUUAACAACCAAACUUAACAAGCAACCAAACAUGUGCUCCAAACUCAAAGACAAACUGCUACUGGAGCUCCCUGUUCCUUUUGUGACUCCUGGUGCCACAAAUUUUUUUUUAACGCUUUUUGGUUUCGUUUCUUUGGAGAUUUUUUCGUUUUCUUUUUUCGUUUUUUGUUUUCUUUUCUCGAAUUAUUCCUCCUCCGAGCCUCACAAGCACGGCUCAGUGGCUCCAGGUAGCCCACCCGAGGGUAGAAAAAACAGCCUUGCAAUGUACAAAAAAGAGCAAGUUAAACCAAAAAUGUUGUUCUUGAUGUCUUUUCUAUACUGUAGUCUUGUUAGCUUUUUUGUUACUGUAAUUAUAUGAUGAAGAUUUCCAAACUGUACCAAAUUACAUGGAGACUAACAUACAUAAACCACAUGGAACUUCAGACUUUUAAAGAAAAACUUUUGUCACAAAAAACCUUGUUGUCCUAGUUAAGUUGAUUGUAGAUGGUAAUUGAAUAUACUCCUUUGAAAAUAUUUCAUCAAGUAUGUUUCUUGCUCAUUGUGAUACAUUAAAAAGUAUGAGCAUAAAUGCA
Astyanax mexicanus (Mexican tetra) is the source of this 18613-nucleotide messenger RNA. It is a transcript of the gene zfhx3b, whose product is annotated as zinc finger homeobox 3b. The transcript has 13 exons. Gene Ontology annotation, biological process: regulation of neuron differentiation; regulation of transcription by RNA polymerase II; brain development. The record is from RefSeq and is a predicted model, not a curated record. Gene Ontology annotation, cellular component: nucleus. The coding region runs from base 924 to 12536 and encodes 3870 amino acids. Lineage: Eukaryota; Metazoa; Chordata; Actinopteri; Characiformes; Acestrorhamphidae. Gene Ontology annotation, molecular function: RNA polymerase II cis-regulatory region sequence-specific DNA binding; zinc ion binding; DNA-binding transcription factor activity, RNA polymerase II-specific.